GUACUUCCUUAAACAAUUAACUGCGAAGAAAGUCGGUGUGCAGGGAGCUAGAAGGAGACAGUAAGUCUAGCCGGGACCAACGGAGUCCCUCGCUGCUGCUUACAACUACCUCUACUUUUAAAGAUCAGAAGGAGUGUGGUGGUUUCCAUCAAACAUGGCUCCAUUCCUUAGGAUUACCUUCAGUGCCUUUGAUCUAGGUACCCUUCAACAGGUCAAUGAGAUGAGCCCUCCAUUCUGUGCUGUUAAGAUGAAGGAAUCACUCACCACAGAAAGAGGGAAGACCUUGGUCCAGCGCAAGCCCACCAUGUACCCAGCCUGGCACUCCAGUAUUGAUGCCCAUAUUUAUGAGGGGCGCGUCAUCCAGAUUAUCCUGAUGAAAACUGCAGAGGAGCCUAUCUCUGAUGUGACAGUUGGGGUGUCUGUCCUGGCGGAACGUUGCAAGAAAGCUAACGGCAAGUCAGAAUUCUGGCUUGAUCUUCAGCCACUUGGCAAAGUGAUGAUGUCAGUCCAGUUGUUCCUUGAGGGCGCAGAUACUAAACAGUCUGUGAAAGAAGAUGAUGGUUUACUUACAAUCAACCGGAGACGAGGAGCAAUUAAGCAGCCUAAAAUUCACUACAUCAAGAAUCAUGAAUUUACUGCCACCUUCUUUAGACAACCCACGUUCUGCUCAGUGUGCAAGGAAUUUGUUUGGGGGCUCAAUAAACAGGGAUACAAGUGCAGACAGUGUAAUGCAGCUAUCCACAAGAAAUGCAUAGACAAAAUAAUUGGACGCUGCACAGGGACUGCAGCCAACAGCAGGGACACCAUGUUCCAGAAGGAACGAUUCAAAAUUGACAUGCCUCACCGGUUCAAGGUGAACAACUACAUGAGCCCAACUUUCUGUGACCACUGUGGUAGCCUUCUGUGGGGGCUGGUCAAGCAGGGACUGAAAUGUGAAGAGUGUACAAUGAAUGUGCACCACAAGUGUCAGACAAAAGUGGCUAACCUCUGUGGCAUCAACCAGAAGCUCCUGGCAGAGGCUCUCACUCAAGUCAGCCAGAAGCAUGUUACAAUGAAAUCCACAAGAAAGUCUGAUCCAAACCUUGCAGACGGUCCUAAUUUUGGUGUCUAUGAGGAGUUCAGUAAGGGGUCUGGCAAACCAGCACUUGACUCAAGUGCAGACGGCUCUCCAUAUGACAAGCUGUGGGACAGCAGCACUCCGAAACCUCAGCCUCGCAUCACCAGUCACCACCAGUUAACUAUAGACAACUUUACUUUCCACAAGGUCCUGGGUAAAGGCAGCUUUGGAAAGGUGAUGCUGGCAGAACUUAAAGGAAAGGGGGAAUACUUUGCUGUCAAAGCCUUAAAGAAAGAUGUGGUGCUGAUGGACGAUGAUGUGGAGUGUACUAUGGUUGAGAAGCGUGUCCUAGCUCUGGCUUGGGACAAUCCAUUCCUAACUCACCUCUACUCCACUUUUCAGUCUAAGGCACACCUCUUCUUUGUCAUGGAGUAUCUGAAUGGUGGAGACUUGAUGUUUCACAUACAAGAAAAGGGACGCUUUGACCUUUACAGAGCCACGUUUUAUGCAGCAGAGAUCGUGUGCGGCCUACAAUUCCUACAUUCUAAGGGCAUCAUAUACAGAGACCUCAAACUGGACAAUGUCAUGCUUGAUUCACAAGGUCACAUCAAAAUUGCAGAUUUCGGAAUGUGUAAGGAGAAUAUGCUAGGAGAAAGCCGAGCAACGACAUUCUGCGGGACCCCAGACUACAUAGCGCCUGAGAUUCUCCUUGGCCAGAAGUACAGUUUCUCUGUGGACUGGUGGUCGUUUGGCGUCCUCCUGUAUGAAAUGCUGAUAGGUCAGUCUCCGUUCCAUGGGGAUGAUGAAGAUGAGCUGUUUGAAUCAAUCCGGGUGGACACUCCACACUAUCCUCGCUGGAUUACCAAAGAGUCGAAAGAUAUACUUGAGAAGCUUUUUGAAAGAGACCCAACAAGAAGGCUCGGUGUCUCUGGAAACAUUAAGAUUCAUUCAUUCUUUAAAACUAUUAAUUGGACGACUUUGGAGAAAAGGGAAGUGGAUCCUCCCUUCAAACCCAAAGUGAAAUCUCCAAAUGACUGCAGUAACUUUGACAGAGAGUUCCUCAAUGAAAAAGCUCGGCUUUCCCAGGGUGACAAGAACCUCAUUGACUCCAUAGAACCCACGGCCUUUGAAGGAUUCUCUUUUAUCAAUCCCAAGAUGGAGCAGAUGAUAAGAAAGUGAGAGAGGGUACUGUUCAGGCGACCUUCUGUGAGCAAAUGUGGGGAUUGUCAUCGCCCACAGGUCAUUGGGAACCAAAGACGUUCUGCUGUGAAGCAGUGGAAAAAAUAAUAAAAUGUACAGUACUGAUUAGAUGUUUGCUAACACCCUUUCUCCAUCAAGAAUAUUGUACGGUUUUUAAUUGUUUCAUUACCAAAUUUCUGCAUGUUGGGAUUUAGAACUUUUAAGCUCUUACAGUGGCUGCCACUCAACGCCGACUUCAUCACCCAGCAGGAAACAUCUGGACAACUGCCUUAUUACUGGAUUACAUUGCCGUUGGGGGACCUCUGGAAUAUUGUGAACCCAGAAAUGCAGCUGGAGGCUGAAAGGUCCAGAGGAGGAGUUCCCAUGGACUGGUGAGCUCAAGCGGAGGCAGAGUUGUGCUUUAGUUUUGAUGUCAGGGGCUGCAUCCAGUUUGGUAAGUUAUGAAGUGAUGUGUAGAAUUAGGGAUCCUGCAUGCUUCCCAAUGGGGACAAUUACCAUCACUAAAGCCCAUUCCAGAUCCCAUGUGCCAGGACAUUGGUCAGAAUUGGUGAAUGCUAUGGGAACACUAUACAACAAAACCAGGGGGACUUGCUUUGAGGCACCAGUGUCAUCUUUGGAAGUAUCUGUGAUGUUACUUGAAUAUAGUUUUCUGUAGAUGGGCUUUGUAUAUAGAAAAAAAUUAUAUAUAUGUAAAGGAAAAUAUAUCUGGCACUGGUGAUUGGAGGAUGUGCUGUAUAGUUUGGCACUGUCGUCAUAUCUUUUAUGUCUUUAAUAAAACUGAAACAACAGGUGUUUCAUAACUAAGGUUUUUAUUUUGAACUACAGUGAAAUAAAUUUCAAGUUUUUAACACUAGAA
Polypterus senegalus (gray bichir) is the source of this 3113-nucleotide messenger RNA. Its product is annotated as protein kinase C delta type-like. The record is from RefSeq and is a predicted model, not a curated record. Lineage: Eukaryota; Metazoa; Chordata; Cladistia; Polypteriformes; Polypteridae. Gene Ontology annotation, biological process: protein phosphorylation. The transcript has 19 exons. Gene Ontology annotation, molecular function: diacylglycerol-dependent serine/threonine kinase activity; ATP binding. The coding region runs from base 155 to 2236 and encodes 693 amino acids.